Piliocolobus tephrosceles (Ugandan red Colobus) is the source of this 2610-nucleotide messenger RNA. It is a transcript of the gene SLC19A1, whose product is annotated as solute carrier family 19 member 1. Gene Ontology annotation, molecular function: folic acid binding; methotrexate transmembrane transporter activity; folate:monoatomic anion antiporter activity. Bases 321 to 2081 code for a protein of 586 amino acids. Gene Ontology annotation, cellular component: plasma membrane; apical plasma membrane; basolateral plasma membrane. NCBI's taxonomy places the organism in Eukaryota, Metazoa, Chordata, Mammalia, Primates, Cercopithecidae. The record is from RefSeq and is a predicted model, not a curated record. Gene Ontology annotation, biological process: methotrexate transport; folate transmembrane transport. The transcript has 6 exons.
UGGGGCGCCAAGUCCCACCCCCGGGUCUGGAGAAAUGCGUGGAUCCGGAGUUCGCGUCCAGGCACGUGCUGCUUCAGGACGGGCCAGCCGGCGGGUGAAUCCUGCCAGCCACGCGUGGGGCGGGCCCUUGGCACCUCUCCAGGCCAUUCUCUCCUGUGCCAGAAGUUUUGUAGGUGCAACUUCCCCUUGGAGCAGCUGUGAGUGCGGAUCCAGGAGAGCAAACCCGAGGCGUCUCAGAGAGAGCCUGGACAGCCGCUGCAGCCCUUCCCGAGCAGAGUGUCACCAGUGUCCCCUCCGGAGCUGCAUGUGACCUGAGCAGCAUGGUGCCCUCCAGCCCAGCGGUGGAGAAGCAGGUGCCUGUGGAACCUGGGCCUGACCCCGAGCUCCGGUCCUGGCGGCGCCUUGUGUGCUACCUUUGCUUCUACGGCUUCAUGGCGCAGAUGCGGCCGGGGGAGAGCUUCAUCACGCCCUACCUCCUGGGGCCAGAGAAGAACUUCAGGCCCGAGCAGGUCACCAACCAGAUCACGCCGGUGCUGUCGUACUCCUACCUGGCCGUGCUGGUGCCCGUGUUCCUGCUCACCGACUACCUGCGCUACACGCCGGUGCUGCUGCUGCAGGGGCUCAGCUUCGUGUCGGUGUGGCUGCUGCUGCUGCUGGGCGACUCGGUGGCGCACAUGCAGCUCAUGGAGUUCUUUUACAGUGUCACCAUGGCCGCGCGCAUCGCCUACUCCUCCUACAUCUUCUCUCUCGUGCAGCCCGCGCGCUACCAGCGUGUGGCGGGCUACUCGCGCGCUGCCGUGCUGCUGGGUGUGUUCACCAGCUCCGUGCUGGGCCAGCUGCUGGUCACCGUGGGCCGAGUCUCCUUCUCCACGCUCAACUACAUCUCGCUGGCCUUCCUCACCUUCAGUGUGGUCCUCGCCCUCUUCCUGAAGCGCCCCAAACGCAGCCUCUUCUUCAACCGCGACGACCGGGAGCCGGGCGAAGCCUCGGCUUCGGAGCUGGAGCGCAUGAACGCCGGCCCGGGCGGGAAGCUGGGGCGCGCGCUGCGGGCGGCCUGCGGGGACUCCGUGCUGGCGCGGAUGCUGCGGGGGCUGGGGGAUAGCCUGCGGCGGCCGCAGCUCCGCCUUUGGUCCCUCUGGUGGGUCUUCAACUCGGCCGGCUACUACCUGGUGGUCUACUACGUGCACAUCCUGUGGAACGAGGUGGACCCCACCACCAACAGUGCACAAGUCUACAACGGCGCGGCCGAUGCUGCUUCUACGCUACUGGGUGCCAUCACGUCCUUCGCCGCGGGCUUCCUGAAGAUCCGCUGGGUGCGCUGGUCCAAGCUGCUCAUCGCGGGCGUCACGGCCACGCAGGCCGGGCUGGUCUUCCUUCUGGUGCACACGAGUAGCAUCUGGCUGUGCUAUGCGGCCUUCGUGCUGUUCCGCGGCUCCUACCAGUUCCUCGUGCCCAUCGCCACCUUUCAGAUCGCAUCUUCUCUGUCUAAAGAGCUCUGCGCCCUGGUCUUCGGGGUCAACACGUUCUUUGCCACCGUUGUCAAGACCAUCAUCACCUUCAUCGUCUCGGACGCGCGGGGCCUGGGCUUCCCGGUCCGCAAGCAGUUCCACUUCUACUGUGUGUACUUCCUGAUCCUGUCCAUCAUCUACUUCCUGGGAGCCAUGCUGGAUGGCCUGUGGCACUGCCAGCGGGGCCACCACGUGCCGCUCCCCCCAGCCCAGGGUCUGAGGAGUCCCGCGGAGGAGAAGGCAGCACAGGAGCUGAGCGUGCAGGACAAGGGCCUCGGAGGCCUGCAGCCAGCCCACAGCCCGCCGCUCUCCCCAGAAGAUGGCCUGGGGACUGUGGGGCCAGCGUCCCUGGAGCAGAGACAGGGCGACCCAGCCCCAGCCCCGGCCCUGCAGGCAGCUGGAUUCCUGAGCCCAGUGACAGUCCUUUCUGCCUGCACUCCGUGCUCUGCCCAGGCCUCAGGCUCUGAUGCUGCAGAUGAGACCUGUCCCCAGCCGGCUGUCCAUCCUCCUGCUGUCAGCAGGCUGGGUUUGCAGUGUCAUCCAAGUGACAGUGUUCAGAAUGUGAACCAGUGACCCUCGGGGGCCCCUCUGGUAACUUUGCAGGUGGCCCUCGGUACGUCCCUGUGACCCCUGCCUCGAAGGUCACUUGCCUUAGCCAUGGGGGCCUCCGCUUAGCCUGCGGGCAGGUCCCCUGGGAUUCCCCCCACCCUGUGCUGCACUCUAGCGGUGGCCACAGCCUGCUGGCGACACUCAGGGCAGCUGCCUGGCCAUGCUGUCCCUGCGCUGUGCCCCGCGGGCUUUGGUUGCUGGAAGAGGUGGGUGGUGGGCUCCUGUGUCCACCAGGCCUCACUGGCUCAUGCCCCUUGGGGGGCUUGAGACAAAUCUUCUGUGCCCCUCCGGGCUGGUGAAGUGGCCUUAGAUACCAGCUCAGGGGACACUGGCCACACAGGAGUUCUGAGCCCUCUAGGGCAGGGUGGGAACCUAGGCCCCCAGGCGUAGCUGAGCUGUGACAUUGCUGGUCAUCCUUGGUGCUCUUGUGUUUUGGAAGGUGGCUCGGCUUUUUUUUUUUUCUUUUUGAGACAGAAUCUCACUCUGUUGCCCA